This is a messenger RNA of Sorghum bicolor (sorghum), 1033 nucleotides long. RefSeq names its product lamin-like protein. Gene Ontology annotation, molecular function: electron transfer activity. NCBI's taxonomy places the organism in Eukaryota, Viridiplantae, Streptophyta, Magnoliopsida, Poales, Poaceae. Gene Ontology annotation, cellular component: plasma membrane. The transcript is spliced from 2 exons. The coding region runs from base 256 to 762 and encodes 168 amino acids. The record is from RefSeq and is a predicted model, not a curated record.
CGGCGCCCCACCGCGCUAUUGGCCCCAGCUCACUCGCAAGGCGCAUCCCAUCGCAUCACGCGUUCACGCACGCUCGCCCCCCCCGCUCAGCUCACUGGUAGAGAGUUCAAACAAAGAGGCAAGAAACGCGAACGCCACCACCGCGCUCUAGUCGCUUCGCUUGGUUCGGUCGACUGCUCCGGCGGUCCGGCCAUUGCCGAUCCAUUCUUCUUUAGAGGAGGAGGAGGAGGCAGCAGCAGAGGGGAAGGGCCGGCGAUGGGGCGGACGAGCGUGGCGACGGCGGUGGCGGCGGCGCUGCUGGUGCUGGCGGCGUGCGCGGCGCUGCCGGAGAAGGCCGCGGCGAACAAGAUCAGCAUCAACUGGAAGCCCAACGUCAACUACACCGACUGGCUGAAGCAGCACAGCCCCUUCUACAAGGACGACUGGCUGGUGUUCUACUACACGGCGGGGCAGGCGGACGUGGUGCAGGUGGACGAGGUCGGGUACAACAAGUGCGACGCCACCAACGCCAUCUACAACUACAGCAAGGGCCGCAGCUUCGCGUUCCAGCUGAACGAGACCAAGACCUACUACUUCAUCUGCAGCUACGGCUACUGCUUCGGCGGGAUGCGCCUCGCCAUCAAGGCCGAGAAGCUGCCGCCGCCGUCCCCGCCGCCGUCCGCCAGCGACCAGUCCUCUGCCAUCGCCGCCUUCGCCAGGUCGCAUGCGGUAGUCGUCUACGCCGCCGUCGCCGUGCUUGCCGCGCUCCUCAGGAUGGUCUAGCUGCGAAGAAUCUAGCCGCCGGCCCCUUGUUUUGGUUCGAAUUGGGACUCCUUUUUGUUCGUUCCUCCUCUCUCAUUUCCGUAGUGUGCUUGCUUGGGCUCUGAAGAUGAGCAGUAGUUGCUGCGUUGGGUUGAAAAUUUUAAAAUUAGUGGUGUGGAUCUGCGUAAGCGAUUGAUUGAGCUGAGAUUGAUUUUUCAAGUGUGAAGAACUCUAGCAGUCUAGCUGAAUUAAAGUAACAUUAGCCUUUUCAUCUUGGUGAUUUGAACUCUUU